This is a messenger RNA of Ctenopharyngodon idella (grass carp), 2145 nucleotides long. It is a transcript of the gene trim44, whose product is annotated as tripartite motif containing 44. The record is from RefSeq and is a predicted model, not a curated record. Gene Ontology annotation, molecular function: zinc ion binding. Lineage: Eukaryota; Metazoa; Chordata; Actinopteri; Cypriniformes; Xenocyprididae.
GUUCCACCUAGACACUUACUAUCAUCCCGUGACGUUCUUCCCCACCAUGGAUGCAUCAGGAGGAUGCUGGGACAGCUGCCUGAAUGAGGAGGACUUGCCGCAGAUGGACGGCACAUGCGAUGCGUGUGAACCGGACGAGCCUCAGCCGGCUGCUUGGGUCUGCGCACUGUGUCGCUUCGCCUUCUGCAGCAGCCAUGCAGACAAACAUUCACAAAGCACUGGUCACCAACUCCAGCCAUACCACGCGCCCGAGCCUCAGCCGGAGAACGAGCGCCUGCCGUCCGAAAACGCAGCAGAGGGAGCCACCGGACAGGAUGAGCAUCAAGUCCAGACUGGAGCAGGGAAAAGAGAGACUGUGACAGUGGAGAGGCUGAAAUGUAAGGAGCACGAUCAGGAGGGAUCGCUCUACUGUAAACACGACCAGCGGAUCAUCUGUGUGGUGUGCGCUGUGCAGGGAGAGCACCGAGAACACGAGAUCAUCACUCUCAGAGAGGCCUACCUGUGGCAGAAGAGCAAAGAAGGCAUCGAUCUGCUGGAGCGCACACAUGAAAUAUCAGAAAAGAUCAAGGCCAAAUGGAUCAGCCCAGAUAUGAGUGUGGAUGAGCUGGAGGAGUAUGUGAACCAGCAGUUCGACGAGCUGCACCGGCUGGUUCGGCUGGAGGAGUGGCGCGUCCUGCACCUGGUGGAUCUGAAGGAGGCCUUCCUCACUGCCCAGGCCGCCGAGAAGAUUUCUGAGAUUAGUGUCCACACGGAAAAACUUCAGGAGGAAAUGGAUUCCAUCACACAGCAGCUGAGCGACCUGGAUCAGAUGGAGCAGGAUGGAGUCGCCCCCAUGUCCCUCGCCCCGCUGUUGGCCCUCAGACCAGCACCUCCACCUGAACAAGUGCAGCCCAUACCAAUGAUUCCUGAUUUGAGACUAAGAGCAGCCAAUCAAAGGAGGGAGGAAGAUCCUUCAGUAGAUGAAGAGAGAGGAGAUGCAUAUAUUGGACAUACACCCUGAAACUAAUGGCCAUUCUGACGCAUCUCUGUCUUCUUCCAUACCUCACUUAUUGGGAUUAAAAACUAUGACUAUAGCUGAAUGUUACUGUCCUGAUAUUGCUUAAUUUUAACCGGUUAUUUAAACAUUGCAGAUAAUUGUUUUAUCACAAACCAAAUGCUCGGAAGGCUGGAAGAAAGCUGAAACACUAAACUCUAAAAGACUUUGUCUUUUGUCAUUUGUAAAGAAAAAAAAUCUCUUUUGAUAGAAUGUUUUUUUUUUUUUUCCGUUUGUUUGUUUUGUAUUUUUUUUUUUUUUUUACUGGUUUAAUUGUUUGAUUCAUGAAAUAUGAUCUCAUAUCCUGCAAACAUCAUCAUGCUAUACUUUGAUUCCAUUCAAGCUUAAACAUUAUUAUGGAUUAUAUAUUUGGCCUAGCUGUUCAUUGUUUGAUGCAUUGUUUCUAUUCCAUUUGUUUGCUACUUUUUCUUUAUCAGAAAGGACUGUACAUUUUCCUGUCACUGAUGCCAGUAUACCAAAUAUAUUUCAACCUUGAUCGUAACCUGAUGCUAAACCUUUCUUGUGUUUGAGUAUCAGCAUGUUGGGCCUGGAAUCGGCUUAUGUACAUUUUCCUCACCAAUUUUAAAUAUAUAUUUUUGUUUCUCUCAGCAUUAGUAGAUCUCUCUUUGAUAACUAAACAAUGCUUUGCUUUGGGAAAACAUGGCAUUAUAUAUUUGAUAUGGUCAGUGUUUGGGAAGGUUACUUCAAAAAGUAAUUGCGUUAUAGUUACCUUUUAUGGAAAGUAAUGCGUUGUUACUUUUGCAUUACUGUUUCUCACCUGGGCUGGGCUUACAUGUUUAUUUAAUAACAAAAAAAGUUAUACUUUUCAAUUUGACAAAGUCUCUGCACUUAUGAUUUCUCUCAACAUAAGGACAUGAGAGAGCUGUCAGUCAAUACAUGGGAAAAUGAAGUAACUUAUUUGAUUAAAAAGUAACUGUAAAGUAAUGCAUUACAUUACUUGUAAUGCAUUACCCCCAACAUUAGAUAUGACCUUUGAUAGUAGGAGUGCACUGACCUCUGCAACAGUAAAAUGAAAAUACCAAACUUCUGCUUUUGUUCUGAUUUUUUUUUCUGUAAAUGAAUGAUUAAAGAAGUUUAUUUUGAUGUUUGAA